Messenger RNA from Clunio marinus, 342 nucleotides. The record is from the annotation of a GenBank genome assembly. NCBI's taxonomy places the organism in Eukaryota, Metazoa, Arthropoda, Insecta, Diptera, Chironomidae.
AUGAAGCAAGAUUGCGAUGAUGAUAAUUUAGUUGGCCUGGCAGUUUCAAUGUUUCAUAUUGUCAAAAUUUAUCAUCUUAAUCGUGGACUCUUUUCAUGCAAAUUGAAAAAGCAAGAGAUUAAACUUUUAUUUUAUCUCGAUGAUCCCUGGCCACUUUGUACCAGUUUUUUGAUUUUGUUUUCUUUCACGAUUCGAAAGGCUUUUGAGGUUCUUUUGGUGUGCUACAAACGAAAUGAUUUUACAACAUGUCAGUGGUUUGAAGGUUUGAAGAAUAAAAUCAAAACAAAAACCCGAAUUUUUUAUGAUGAUGAACAAGGCGGGAAGAGAUUUAGUGGCAGUUGA